This is a messenger RNA of Trichoderma virens Gv29-8, 537 nucleotides long. RefSeq lists its product as uncharacterized. The record is from RefSeq and is a predicted model, not a curated record. Lineage: Eukaryota; Fungi; Ascomycota; Sordariomycetes; Hypocreales; Hypocreaceae. Gene Ontology annotation, molecular function: acyltransferase activity, transferring groups other than amino-acyl groups. The transcript has a single exon. Bases 1 to 537 code for a protein of 178 amino acids.
AUGUUUGAAUUACGCACACUGUCAGCUGACGAUUGGGAGGCAUGGAGAGCUGUGCGCCUGGCAGCUCUUGCAAAUGCGCCUGAUGCCUUUGGCUCUACAUUCAACGAUUGGGUCGACGCAUCAGAGGAUCGAUGGCGUAACAGACUGUCAAUACCAAACGCAAUUGAUCUCGUAGCACACGAGGUUGAUGAGAGCGGCGGCGAGCGCGCGGUCGGAAUGGCAACUGGGGUCCCGACGGAGCACGGAUGGGCUGAGAUUAUCUCGAUGUGGGUAGACCCUGGGUUUCGAGGCAGAGGACUCGCCUCUUCUCUUAUUGGAAAAAUUGCGAGCUGGGCGGUUCGGUCCGGAUUCAGCGAGCUUCGACUUGCAGUGCGACCGGACAAUGCCGCUGCACGAUUGGUGUACCUACGCAACAGCUUCAUUGUAUCUGACGAGCCCGGCGAUGAGACUCCUGAUGGCAGGCGGGAAAUUAUUAUGUUUCGCAACUUCAAAAAUAACCCGGCUUCCGACUCCCCAACAACGCCCAUCGAUCCUUAG